Orbilia oligospora ATCC 24927 is the source of this 1407-nucleotide messenger RNA. RefSeq lists its product as uncharacterized. NCBI's taxonomy places the organism in Eukaryota, Fungi, Ascomycota, Orbiliomycetes, Orbiliales, Orbiliaceae. The transcript is spliced from 4 exons. The record is from RefSeq and is a predicted model, not a curated record. The coding region runs from base 1 to 1407 and encodes 468 amino acids. Gene Ontology annotation, molecular function: chloride channel activity.
AUGGCUUCCCAAGCAAAACCCCAUAUCAAUGGAGCAGACAGUGAUAUAGAUGCAUAUUUUACAGGUCCGAUCGAUGCUACGAAGGCCUCCAAGCUACCCUAUUUUAUGCGCCUUCGUGGCUCCGUACUACCAGGAUUGAUCCUCCCAAUGCUCUUCGUGGCCGCAUGGGCCGUCUGGAUUACGUGUGUGCAUGUACUCAUCACACCACUCAAUAUAAACUCGGUUCUUUUGACGGUUCUCGGUUUUCUGGUCGGUUUAGCUUUGUCGUUUAGAUCAUCAACUGCCUAUGAGAGGUACAACGACGGCCGAAAGUGCUGGAGUGCCUUGGCCCUCAACGUUCGAAAUCUUGCUCGCAUCAUCUGGGUUCACAUCCGCGAGCGUGAAGGCGAUCUUGCUGAGGAGGAUGUGCUAGGAAAGCUGACUGCUAUGAACCUGCUUCUCGCAUUCUGCGUCGCUCUCAAACAUAAACUUCGCCAUCAACCUGAAUACGACUAUAGAGAUCUUCAAGGCCUUAUCAGCCAUUUACAAACUUUUGCUAAGGAUGCACACCACGAUGGAUGUCUUCCUCCCAGGAAAACAUUGAGUACUUCUCAGCGUAUUUCUAACUAUUUAGGAAUCACUUUCCUUGAAAAGCAUUCAACUCACCGCUAUAAGGCGUAUAAAAGAGCUGGAAAGCUCCAUGGAAAUCUUCCUUUAGAAAUCAUGACCUACAUCAGCUCUUACAUCGAUAGCUCUAUCGCCGGUGGAAACAUGCCAAUAUCAGCUUGUCAGAGUGUUGCUAUGGCAUACCUUGGUGGUAUGAAUGACGCUCUUACCAAUUGUGAACGCAUAUCUCAAACACCCCUACCAAUCGCGUAUAAUAUCGUCAUUAGCCAGAUUACCUGGCUAUAUGUCCUCUUUCUACCAUUUCAACUUGUUGCCACCUUGAAAUGGAUUACGAUUCCCGGCACCUUGAUCGCCGCUUAUAUUAUUCUCGGUUUUGCAGCAAUCGGCCGAGAGAUUGAGGACCCGUUUGGAGACGACGUGAAUGAUUUAAAUCUUGAUCUUUACUGUGAGACUCUCUCAAUUGAACUUGAUAUGAUCAUGUCGGCCCCACCACCGAAGCGCGAGUGGAUUAACCGCGACAACAAUUACGUCAUGUUCCCCAAUAUGCAUGAGGGAUAUCCUGCUUGGAAGGCCAAGGGUGUCGCCAAAAUAAGAGAAGAGCUCAUGAAGAAACCGAUGCGCCAUAUAAAUCCAGAGUUUGCAAGGGAGUUCCGCCAUAGCGAGCUUGUGGAUAGGGAUGCAGAGAUUGAAAAAAAAGGACAACAUAAAGAAGUUGUUGAGGCUACGAGUAAGGGGGAGCAAUCUGGUGGACGUGCGGUCGAAACUAUUCCAAUUCCAACAGACAUUUCAGAUGCUGUCUGA